Messenger RNA from Effrenium voratum, 6724 nucleotides. NCBI's taxonomy places the organism in Eukaryota, Dinophyceae, Suessiales, Symbiodiniaceae. The record is from the annotation of a GenBank genome assembly.
AUGUCGGUGACACUUUUUGAUGGUACGUACAGUUUCAGGCAAAAUGAGUUGGCAACGAAGGGCAUCCAGCAUGGAGGGCACAAGAUGUCAUCUGAGCAAGCCAAAGCCUUUGAAGCCAGUCCUUUCAUGAUCAAGGCGCGGCAGCAAGAGGAAUACACGUCUCAACUCUCGAGUGAGCGCGACAAGAUGCGCAAGCAGACAGACAAGGAGUUUCAGCCUUGUGAUGAUGACUUCACGGCAGCCAAGGCAUUUGACUACGACAAAGGCAUCAACUACUACACGGUGCUGGGAGUGGACGAGUACGCACCUCUGGAAGAGAUCAAAAAGGCGUACAAGAAGCUCUCGCUGCUGUAUCAUCCUGACAAGACUGCUGGGUUGACAAAAGAGGAGCAAGAAGAGCGAGCAAGCAUCUUCAUCGAGAUUAAGAACGCGUACUUGGUGCUCGGUGAUCAGGCACGGUUGCGCACUGGUUUCACGUUAUUGCAGGAUUCGCCAGCAGUUGUCUUGGGGUUUGCUUGCAAGCUACUGCCGCGCUUGCAAGCUUUGGUGGUCUUGGCAUAUGCUUCGUGGCCACCUUGGCUCAACCUAUGCCCACAUGCUGCCUUUAGUCCCCCCAGGACAUGCUGGGAGGCAUAUUCUCUGCUUGAAAUGAAGAUUGUGGCGACGCUUUUGCUGCUGCAGCAUGCGCAGUUCUUCUUAGCGUCUGGCAAAAAACAUCGGAUUGCAAAUUUGGCACUGGAUAAUGCCUUCCCGCGUCCGCAUCCCGUGCUGCCGAACUGGCGUGCUCGCAUAGCCCAGCUGCGGGGACAUGUUCUGCCAGCGGAAAGCUCGGAGAAUGUGAGGCUCCAAGAGCAAAGGACUCAGGAGCACAGCAUAGUCCCUGCCCCACAGUCGGUGGUCUUCAUGACUGGCGCGUUGUCUCUGCCUCGUGGUUCGGCCGUGCUCAUCAAAGGAGGCACCGAAGAAGAUCAAGCAGCUUUGAAGCAGAACGUCUUGAAUCUUGCUGACCUAUCUGCCACAUCCAGUGCCAGCCUGGUGAUUGAGCUCCUGACCGAGCCUGUGAAAGCUGAUGGCAUACAGAAUGAGGCUUACAGCCUGGAUGUCUCAGACGGAAAGAUCAGCCUCAAGUCAGCCACCAGCCACGGGCUUUUCAACGCAAUGAUGACGCUGCGCCAGGUGAUCAACUGGAAUGAGAACACAGUUUCCAUUCCCGAGUUGCAUGUGGUGGAUGCGCCGGCCCAUGAGUGGCGGGGCUUGAUGCUGGAUGUUAGUCGCCACUUUUUCUCGGCCGAUGAGGUCAAGCAUUUGCUGCGCACCAUGGCGAUUUUCAAGCUGAACCGCUUCCACUGGCAUUUGUCAGAUGACCAAGGCUUCCGACUCCCAAUCGACAAAUACCCCAAGUUGACAUCAGUAAGCUCUUGGCGAGACUCAACACAGGUGGGGCAUAAUGCCUGGCGUCAGGACCAUCAACGUUAUGGUGGCUCCUACACGAAGGAGGAGGUGCGAGAGAUCAUGCGACUGGCCGGGUCUUUGCACAUCACGGUGGUGCCUGAGACAGACCUACCCGGCCAUGCCGAGGCCAUUCUGGCUGCGUAUCCUGAGUUCAGCAACCAGGACGCCGUAUUUGAGAAGGCAGAGGUGAUGAAGACGUGGGGCGUCUCAAACUUUGUAAUGGCCCCGAACGAGAAGACCUUCAGCUUCGUCUCAGACCUGGUGCGUGAGGUUUCGGAUCUGGUGGACUCAAAGUACUAUCAUGUGGGCGGGGAUGAAGUGCCGUCCACUCAGUGGGACCGUUCCGCAAGCGCGAGGAGCUACGAGCAUCGGAAUCAUUUGCAUUCCACCCGGGAGAUUGCGGGCAUGUUCACCAAGAAGGCCAUCGACACGGCGAACGAGCUGGGUCGAGCGGGAGUGGUUUGGGAUGAAGCCCUGAGUACCGGGGUCCCGCUGCCGCGUGACAGCGUGGUGAUGAUUUGGCGGGACUGGGACAACGUGCCGUCCAAGCUGCGCCUGGCAGAAGCGCUGGGCCUGCCUGUGGUGAUGUGCCCACACAGCGCCACAUACCUGGACUUCGCGCAAGGCCCCGCGGACCCCUAUGACUCCCAGCAAGACAUCGUGGACCUGCACAAGGUGUACAACCUGCAGCUGGACGGUCAUGGUGCACAUGUCUUAGGAGGUCAGGGCCAGCUGUGGAGCGAGUUUAUCAGUCGCGGGCUGGGUGACCUUGACUUCAAGGCCUGGCCUCGAGGUGCAGCCAUCGCUGAAGCCACCUGGAGCGGUUCGCGACGGCCUGGCUAUGAAGACUUCAAGCGGCGCGUCAGGGCUCGAGCGCCAGACUUUGAGCGGCUGGGGAUUCACUUGCAGGGUGCCACGAGGCGGCAGUACGACCGGGACCGGGACUUCGCCACAGCUGGCAGCCAGGUGAAUGGCUAUCAGAAGCGGAAAGAUCGCGCUCCCUUUGAUGCAACAGAGAUGAUGAAGAAGAUCCAAGAGCACUACAAGCCGCCAGGGCAGGAGAUUGAUGUCGAGGUUUUCUGCAAGCUGGAGAAGUUCUUCUACGGCGGCGCCAAACGAGUAGUCAGGAACCGACGGGUCAUUCGGGACUUCCAAGAGUUCUAUGAAGACAAGCAGUUUCGGAUAGAUGUGCCCAAGGGCGCUGAAGAAUGUUGGGAAAUCAAGAUGAAGGGCGGCGAUAUGCACCUGCAAACGCAGACGGACAUGUUGCGCUUCGUUCUGAAGUCCAAGCCUCACAAGGCGCUCGAGCGUCGCGGCAGCGACCUCUACGUGACGAAGGAGUUGAGAUUACGACCCGAUGCUCACUUACAGCCUGUCUUGAGCGCAGCUGUCAAUACUGUAGACGGGCGAAGUGUUUUCUUGUGGGGGCAGAAUCCGCUCUACUCCCAGGCGGCAUCCUCCACUUCCCUCUUGAAGGUGUCAAUAGAAGGAGAAGGAAUCGGCGAGAAAGGCCAGCUCCAUUUUGCUGCGCGGGUUUCGAGACCCGGGAGCCACGAAACCCUCGUGGUGAAGGUCCAUACGACCCACACGAAGAUCAGCUUCUUUGUUGGAGUCAGGACACCAGCGACAGUGGAGGACCUUCAAGAGUCCAUUCGAGAUAUUUUGCAGUGGCCGGAAGACCAGCCGGUUUUGCUGAGGAGGCGCUCGGAGGAAAAGCAAGAGCUCUCCUCCCUGGAGGAGGAGGUUCUUCUUGACUGCACUGCACUGCGAGUUGCCGAGGUGCCCAUGGCUCCCCGGCGCUCCCGUGACCUGCUGGCGGCCGUGACUGCUUUUGCUGGCACGGAGAGCUUUUCUGAGGGCCUCAGCAGCUGCUUGCAAGCCGCCGGCACUGCAAGACAUGAAGGGCUCUUGCGCAAGCUCUGGGAGCCGGCCAGUCACAGCGCCUUGUUGUGCGGCUACGCGCCGACGUUAGAGGGUCUUUGGGCGGCCACGGAGCGGGCGCUUUGGGUGCUGCGGGAGGAGGUGGACGCGGAGGUGCUGCAGGGCCGCCUGGCUCAGCUGGGGUUCCGCGCCCGGCGCCCGCUGUCGCCGUGGAUCCCGCGGCGCCGGAAGCUGCCGCGGGAGGAGAUGGAGGACUUCCUGAUCCGCAACGCGCUUGGGCCGCCCAGCUGGGCCCAGGCGCUGCCGGACCCCGGCUCUGAGACCGAGCCGGAGGAGGAGGCCGUCGAUUUCCAGGAGACCCGAGCAAGGCGACAGCGCGAGCAGGAGGAGGAGAGAAGCUGCCUGCGGAAGUUUUUGCUCCAUGGGGCCUCACAAGCAUCCACUUCACGGAAGAGAGCCGGGCCUUUUGGUGCGGCGGCGCAUCCUUUGAUGCUGCGAAGAGCAGAGCACCGUGCGCGGCUGUCUGCGGAGUGCUUACUGAAGCUACGGCCACUCUUUGCUGAGCCAAUGCAGUUAGUCACCAAGCCGACCUGCUUCCUGCAUUUCUACUCGAACCUAGGGCAAGAGCAUUGCCAGCACCCAGAUCAUUUGCAGCCCACGCCAGUUUUUGCAGUCGCUGUUUGCUGCCCGACUGGCGCUAAGCGCGCCGGCAGAGAGGAGUGGAUGCGCUUGAGACACUCUUUGAUGCCGCUCCUGAAGCAGGGGCCCAUCGUCUUUCUGGCACAAGCUCGGCAGCUGCUGCCUCGCCAGCUGCUGGCGCAGCCAGCCGUGGCUGAAUACCAGUCAACUACCGGGGUGUCUGUGACCUCAGGGCAGGGCCCGGAAGCGGAAGCGGACGGCGAGUCGAGCGACGAGGAGAAUGGGGCUGAGGCCGCGGAGGUGAUCCAAUUGGCCAGACAGCGUCUUGUGGAGCGCGCGGGGGGCGACGUGGACUUCGAUGACUUGGACAUCCUCGACGAGCUCGAGGAGGCAGCUGCGGCCAUCCGCCGCGAGCUGCGCGAGCAGCGCCGGUGCCAGAAGGCGGCCCGCGAGGCCUCGCGCAGGCAGCUGGAGUUGGAGGCGAAGGCCAAGGCGAAGGCGCAGGACAUGCCAGAGAGCGAUUCGAGUGAUGCGCAGCCCCCGUGGCUUUGGAAGCGGCUCGCCACAGGCGCUUUCAAGCGCGGCGACUACUACCAAGCCCAGCACUACUACACAAAGGAAGCAAGCUGUUACGGUUUGCCGCCUUUCACAGCCUCUUCUUUGUUUCCAGAUGAGGGUGACCGGCAUGCUGUCAACGGCGACCUUCCCGAGUGUCACAAGGACUUGGCCACUGCCCUGUCGAACCGCGCGCUGUGCUUCCUGCGGCUGCGACACUUUGAGGCUGCGCUGCAGGACGGGCGCCGGGCGGCGGAGUUGUGCCCCACCUGGGCUCGGGCCUGGAGCCGCGUGGGCGCCGCUGCGUCUGCUUCCUCCGUGUCCGAGGCGUGCGAGGCCUGGCGACGGGCCGUGCAGCUCGAGCCCUGCGCAUCGCACCUGGAGGGUCUGGAGGCAAUGUGCCGCCUGGGCGGGCAAGGCGCCAACAAGGAGAACGGCAACGAGGCCAUGCGCGCAAGGGACUGGCACGGGGCCAUCGCCUGCUUCACGGAAGCGCUGGCGGCCAUUCCGCCGCAGUCGGACGCCAAAGACGGCUACAGCCUUCUUAGAUGCAUUUUGCUCUCCAACAGAUCGGCUGCAUUGGCCCGAGCUGGCCGCUGGACACAGGCCACCUUGGAUGCCGAGAGAGCCAUAGCAGAAGAGCAAACCUACCCCAAAGCGCACACGCGCCUGGGAGUUGCCUUGCUGGGAUGUAGAGAAAAUGAGAAGGCAUAUGUGGCAUUUGCAGCAGCACUCAAAGUGGAGGAGAGAAACCAGGCAGCCAGCAAGGGCAGGCAAGCGUGCUUGCAACUCAUUCCAAGAUGGCAAUCUUCAGCUGCCAACUCGCGGUCUAGACGAUUUUGGCGGGAUACUUGUAGGCCGAAGGGCAGCAGUCGGGUCUACCUUCUCUCAGAGCUUCGCUUUGGCCACGCUUCCAAUGAAUCAUGGGUGCACGGCAUUCACGCGACCAAGUUCCUGGAUGAUGUCUUGAUCCUCACCGGGAACGUUGCGGACUCGCUUAGGGCGCUGGAACGAGCACUGACAGCCCUACGGCCAAAAUUCCGGCGCAUUUUCUACACACCUGGCAACAACGAGAUGUGGAUUACUCCAUUGGAAUCGCAGAUGUGCCGCGCUAUCAAAAGGUCCUUUUUUUCCGCGCUGAAUGGUGCAUCACAUGAUUGUCCGCCCAGGUUUCCAGAUUCCCUUUGUAAGCUUUGGGCGAUCCUGGAGCUUUGCGACCGGCUUGGCGUGGAUGUCAUGCCGGCUGCAGUCUCAGAAGGAGUCUACGUGGUUCCAAUGUUUUCCUGGUACAAUCCAGAAUUCGACGUUGCAGACCCGUAUCCAGACCCACAGUUCCAGCAUGACAAGCAUGCCAAGUGGCCGAUGGAUCCCAUGCAUCAGGUCUGGCGAUACAUGCUGGCGCUGAACAGAACUGCGCUGCAGAAACCGUACCAUGGGACGGUCAUCACUUUCUCGCACUUCGUGCCACGGAGCUCUCUGCCGGUCGCGCGGGAGUAUGGCGGGGCGAAGGUGUCCGGCUGUGCGGAGCUAGAUGAUCAGCUGCGAGAAGCGAGGAGCUCUUGCCACCUCUAUGGACACGUCUUCAAGAAUUAUUGCAAGGAAAUCGAAGAUGUGGUCUAUGUGAAUUAUGCGCAUCAAGGUGGUGGGCAAGAUGAGCCACUGCCGUGCAUUUUCAACGGAGAGAGGCUUUGCUGUGAUAUGGUUGCUGUGCACUAGGCAUGCCUGAAACAAAUACCGUGUGCCGCCUUCGGGGCAAAUCCACGUGUCCCGAAAGUUUUGAUCCAUUUCAGAGAUUCUCCUGGUUGGAUAAGCAGGGUCUUUUGCUGAUGCGUGGACUGCGAAGCAGGCAUGCGUCUAUUGGCUCGGGAUCGUCACCCGAUAUUUCUUCGCACAGCAACUCAGCAACACUUGCUUGAAGACUCGAACAAACAAGCGUGCACCUGGCAGCAAGAGGAUUCCAACGGGCGCAACGCAAAUAAUUCAACCAGCUGCCACACCGACUGACCAAUUUGGGAGGUUGCGCCAUGUGAUUUUCUGGGACAGGCGAGCCUGAGACUGGCGCCUGUCCCAAUGUUUUCCGAUGGCCCGCACUCAGCAAAGGAACUGAGGUACCGGCCCUGGACAUCUUCCGACGUAGGCAUAGGCUAUGCGAUUACAAGCAGGCCGCAAGCAGAGUCUUCCAGCGCCAAGAGCAUCC